AUGUAGGGUAGUACGUCCUCGUUAAUUACGUUUUUGCAUACAUACAUCAUACAGGGCAGUCCAAUGGAUGAACAGUUGAUUGGAUCGCUCGCUAGCCGCUGAUCUGAUCUGAUCUAAUCUGGUCGACGUCCAUGGAUGCCGUCUCGUCCAGCUGCGGCUGGCCCAACCUCCCGCCGGACUUGCUCCGGGAAAUCUCCGGCCAACUCCAUGACGCCGUCGACUUGUCCCGCUUCCACACCGUGUGCACGGCAUGGCGUGACAUGGUCCGGUUGCCGGCGGCGGAGCCCCAAUGCCCCGCGCUGCUGCCGUGGCUCGUCGCCCGUGGCUGGCCCGGCUGCUUCUCCCGCUCGCACCUCCGCUCCAUCUUCUCCAACGCGACGCCCGCCUGGCACUCCCCGAGGACGACCACCCGCGACAUGUGGCUGGCGUCCACGGACGGCGCCGGGGUAUGGGUCCUCACCGCCGACGGCGACAGGCUCGUCGACCCCCUCACCGGAGCCACCGUCCGCCGGCUCCCUCGCCUCCCUCGCACCAGCAACAAUGACCACGUCUGCUACAUCGACGGCGUCGUCUGCGGCGACGGCACCAUCGUGGCGUACGCCACUUCAGAUGGGUUCAAGCACACCUCCCAGAUCGAGGCAGCCAUCCUCCGCCCCGGCGACACGGCAUGGACGACGGUAGAGUCGAAGGGGAUGAAUUACUCCGCCUUGGGGUACGGCUGCUGCACCACGUAUCACCAAGGCGGCGUCGUGUUCGCCGACCUGUACCAGACGUUCGUCGCCAGGGUGCUCGUCGACGACGCCGGCGGCGGCGGCCGAGUAGUGGAAUCCAGGACAAGAAGAUGGCCGCCUGAUUAUGGCUUCCUGUACAAGCGGCUGCUAUCGACGUACACCUUCGAGUUUCGGGGCAAGCUGAUGUCCGCCUGCGUCGAGAUUCCAUGGCAGAGCAGCGCCUACCAGAUCGACGCCGCCGCGCUGUCGGUGUCCCUGUACACGCUGGGGACGGCGGCGGCGGCCGGCGACGGCGACGAGCUGGCGCAUCUGUGGGUGAGGGCGGCGGACGGCGGGAGGCUGCUGGGUGAGCACGCGCUGUUCCUGGGGUGCCCGACCAGCUUCGCCGUCGACGCCGCCAGGUUCGGCGCCGGCGGCGAGGUGAGCGGCGGAUGCGCCUACUUUGUCAUUUGGACAAUGCCGGAUGUGUGCCACGUGUACAAGUACUCCUUCCACGACGAUGCGGCGACGCCAAUGGCAGAGCUGCCAUUCGAAUGGACCUUCAUGAUCAAGAGAACACUGUGGUUCCUGCCCCAGUAUUCCAGCGUAGCCCCAACUCCAACCCAAGAAAUCAGAGAGAGGCUGAUUCGGCAUGGAGAACGACCAAAAACUUUCAAGAUUAAGUUGAACAAUCUGACACCACGGGCUAGGCUAGGAUCGAGUGGAGAUUCUUGGUUGCGAGGGGAAUUCCGCGAUCAUGGCUACGUGAUCGAUGCUAACGUUCACUACCGCAACGGCGCAAUCUUCGGGGUGGUAACAAUGACCACCGUCCAGAAACCGGCUGAUAUUGUCGCUGCCUUCGACAAAAGAGGGUUCCUGGACUUGCAUCCCCUGUUAGCAGUGGAAUUUGCAGAGCAGCAGCCGCGACAAGAGUGGAUCCUGACAGAGGCGGCUCUAGCUAUAGCUCCAACGACUGUUCAUAGUUUUUCACCGAAAGAUUUCAGUAUCUACGUGGGAAAUCUUCGAUGGGAUGUUGAUCGCCUUCGUCUGCUAAAGUUUUUCGGAGAGCAUGGCCGAGUUUUGGUAGCUCAAGUCGUGUGUGACAGACAAACCGGGCGGUCCAGAGGAUUCGGCUUCGUGAGCAUGGCCACAUUGAGGGAACCAGACGAUGUCAUCGCUUCCCUCAACGGACAGAUCAUGGAUGGCCGUCCCAUGAGAGUGAGCUUUGCAAAGUGGCAACCACGGCUUGGUUACUAAGACACUAUUUAGGAGAGCUUUUAGUUCCAAUUCUCUCUAGAUUAACAAUGCUAGAUUCUCGCUGGCUAUCAUUGCUAAUUACUUCUUACGAUCUCUAGCUCCCUGAAUAUGGCUCAUCAGGAGCCAGAAUACGAAAUGUAAAUGGAAUGGGGGCAUUAUUCACUAGUGUUGCAAUUCACGCAGAACAAACUAAAUGGAUUUCUUAUCAAAGAAUAACAAAUUUCUUAUUACUGGUAACAAAAGAUUUCGUUCACUCCUGCUUUGCUAGCCUCUCAGAGAUCAAAUUCGUUUUAACUCAAAAGGAAAAAGAAUCAAUUCGUUUAUGCUUGUCUAUCUUAUUCUUGUUUUGGGAGGAGCUCGUCUAUCUGUUGAUCAACACGU
Messenger RNA from Oryza sativa Japonica Group (Japanese rice), 2348 nucleotides. NCBI's taxonomy places the organism in Eukaryota, Viridiplantae, Streptophyta, Magnoliopsida, Poales, Poaceae. The record is from RefSeq and is a predicted model, not a curated record.